Penicillium alfredii is the source of this 882-nucleotide messenger RNA. RefSeq names its product phytanoyl-CoA dioxygenase family protein. The record is from RefSeq and is a predicted model, not a curated record. The transcript has a single exon. The coding region runs from base 1 to 882 and encodes 293 amino acids. Lineage: Eukaryota; Fungi; Ascomycota; Eurotiomycetes; Eurotiales; Aspergillaceae.
AUGGCAGCGCCCAGUCCUCAAGUCACCCUCGUCGAGCUGAUGACAGACGAGCUCACAACCCAAAAGAUCGGCUCGCACAACCUCCAAAAAGCGAUCGAGGCUCUCCACCGCGACGGACUCGUCAUCCUCCAGAACGCCGUCGACCCCAAACACUUGGACAAGCUGAACGAACGCAUGGUCCCCGAAGCGCAGCGACUCUACGCGCGAGCCGAGACACACCGGAACUUCGGCGCGCAGACAGGCAACAUUCAGCAAGAGCCCGUGUGUUCACCAGACUACAUCUUUGAAGACGUGAUUGCGAACCCGUUCGCCACCUCCGUGAUCGAAGGCAUGGUCGGCCCGCACCCAACGAUGCGCUUCUACAGCGCCAACACGGCAUUCGAGGCGACGGGGCGACAGCCCGUGCAUAUCGAUAUCGACUUCAACAUGCCGCGCAUGCCGUUUGCGUACUGCGUCAAUAUCAACCUCGUUGAUACGUCGCCGGCAAACGGCGCCACGGAGGUCUGGCUCGGGAGCCAUGUUGACACGGAUCAGUCGGUGCUGGAUCGCAGUAUGCCGCACAAGCAGGUUAAAGAGUCGUUAUUGCAGAGUCGUCGGUUGGUUAGUCCUGGUAUUCAGCCUGGUUUGCCGAAAGGAUCGUUCAUUAUUCGCGACUUUCGGUUGUGGCAUGCCGGUAUGCCGAACCGGACUGAUGAUCCGAGGGUCAUGCUGGUUUCGAUUCAGUUUGCCAAUUGGUAUCGCAGUGACCAGAAGCUUCUGCUUCCGAAGAGUCUGGAAGGGAAGGUUAAUUGGGGUAGGUUGGUGCCCUGUGUUGAAUGGGUUGAGGACGGCUAUGAUUAUUUGAAGGGUGCCCAUGACCAUGACUUUUCUUUGAAGCCGUAG